GUGAGGGGCAGCAUCAGCCAGGGGCUCGAGGGGACACCGGCCCCUCACAGAGGUCAGGCAGGCAGGCUCUGCGUCCCCCACCGGAGAGAAGGCAGCCCCUCUGUCAGGUGGCCUGCCGGCCCUGGAUCACCCUCUGCCCCGCGGGGGCUCUGCUUCCCUCCCAGGCCUCGCCUGCUCUCGCCGCUGUCUCGCUCUCCUGCCCCCAGAGCCCACGCCCGCUGGGCUGACCGGGAGGAUGGGCGCCUGUGGGAGGAAGGCCCUGACCCUGCUGAGCAGCGUCUUCGCCGUGUGCGGCCUGGGCCUGCUGGGCAUCGCCGUCAGCACGGACUACUGGCUGUACCUGGAGGAGGGCGUGGUCCUGGCCCAGAACCAGAGCACCGAGGCCAGGAUGUCGCUGCACUCAGGCCUGUGGAGGGUCUGCUUCCUGGCAGGUGAGGAGCAGGGGCGUUGCUUCACCAUCGAGUACGUGAUGCCCGCGAGCACCCAGCUCACCUCGGAGUCCACGGUCAGCGUACUAAAAAUGAUUCGCUCGGCCACCCCGUUCCCCCUGGUCAGCCUCUUCUUCAUGUUCAUCGGCUUCAUCCUGAGCAACAUUGGGCACGUCCGUCCCCACAGGACGAUCCUGGCCUUCGUCUCAGGCAUCUUCUUCAUCCUCUCGGGCCUCUCCCUCGUGGUGGGCCUGGUGCUCUACAUCUCCAGCAUCAACGACGAGAUGCUCAACAGGACCAGGGACGCGGAGACCUACUUCAGCUACAAGUACGGCUGGUCCUUCGCCUUCGCAGCCAUCUCCUUCCUGCUAACGGAGAGCGCCGGGGUGAUGUCCGUGUACCUGUUCAUGAAGAGGUACACAGCCGAGGACCUCUACCGGCCUCACCCCGGCUUCUACCGCCCGCGUCUGAGCAACUGCUCAGAUUACUCGGGCCAGUUCCUGCACCCGGACGCCUGGGCCCGGGGCCGCAGCCCCUCCGACCUCUCCAGCGACGCCUCCCUGCAGAUGAACAGCAGCUACCCGGCGCUGCUCAAGUGCCCGGACUACGACCAGCUGUCCACCUCCCCGUGCUGAGCCGCAGCCUCCCCUGGACCGCGGCCCGGACAGCCUUCCCUGUCCCCGCUGGCCUGUGAGCCCCAGCGCCCCCACACCCAGCUGCUGUCGCCCGACCGGUCCCCUCCCCACUCCCCCCACUAGCUCCUAAGCAGGUCGAGUGUCAGGAGCAGGAGAGAGGGCUGACUGGUGGGGAGGGGGGCGGGUAGCCAAUCGCUCAGGCCUCUGCUCCCAGGGGAGAGGUGGGCACCACUGGGUCUUCACCCCUCCCACCUGACAUCUCGGCCAAGACCAAGGCCAGUGCUGGGAUGCCAGGUUCUUUCCAGAGGCCCAGUUCGUCUCAUGAGCUUGCUGCCUGGCCUGGCCUUCCCUCAUGAUCUGGCCUGUGGGUCAAGAGGUGACCGAUUCGGAGGUCCGGCUGGUUCAGAGCUGUCUAGCCGAGUCCUUGAAAAAUCCUUUAUCCCUGGUGGUCACCUACAUUCCACUAGGCCACACCUGUCUGCUCACUCCAGCUCCUGGAACCCCACAGCCUGGGGGCUCUUUCCUCUUCUCUCACCAGAACUCAGCUGCCCCAAACGCUCCCAGAGGGGUUAAGGGGGUCUGGACCACUCGGAUGAGGUCACAAAGAGACAUUAACGGCUGGUGAUGUCUUGGUGUGUAUGGCCCCUCAGCAACGUGUUUAACGGGGGCCUUCAAUGCCUUAACCCAGAGAAGCCACUCGACUAUGGGAAUUUCAGGAUGGGCCUGGUUCACGUUAAUAUUGCCAAGCACUGUAUCAGGCCCAGGGGUACUGUCCUCGCUCACAGAGGCGACAUUUCUGGUCUAAUCAUGUAGACAGACGUCUGUCCCAGCAAAGCAGAAGGUGGCUUUCAAGAGGCUGCCUGGGGCUUGGAGCUGGGUUGCCGACACUGGAGUCUAAAGAAGCUGGACUCACAGUAGUCCUUCUGAGGGCCCUGUCAAUGCCGGAGGGCCGGUUUAACGCUCAUACACGGCAGCUUCUGCCUGCUGGGAACGGGCUGGGAAUGGGCGUGGGUCAGCAGAUAGAAGCUGAAGAGGAUGCCCCUUUCCCCGAUGGAAUCCGGAGUGGGGAGGCGCUGGCCCCUUCUGUGAGGUCCACAGAUGGACAUGGGAAAGGUGCCUGCGGGACGGAACCUUGGAUUGCCACGUGUCUUCUCGGUGUGGCCACCGCUGGAUUUGAGGUUUGGGCUCUCUACCAUGUGUUUCUGUCACUCCAGCUGUUCUCCAUGCUCUCUCUAAGACAGCAUUCGGUUCUUGGUGCAAGACGCCACCACGGGCAACGUGUGGGCUCCAGGAAGAAAUGCAGAAAGCUGCACGUCCAGCCUGGGUGGCCUUGGGAAGGGCCACGCGUCUGCUCGCUGGGCAGCCACGGGCUGGGUGGCUUGAGCAGCAGACAUUGGUUUUCUCACGGUUCUGGAGGCCAGGAGCCCGAGGUCUAGGUGCCAGCAGGUGUGAUUUCUUUCGCGGCCACUUCCCGAAGCUUGCCGAUGGCCAUCUUCUCGAUGUAGCCUCAGGCGGUGCUUUUCCUGCACGCCUGUGUGUCCCCUGGCGUCCAAGCCCCCCUUAGGAGGACACCUGUCAGACUGGAUGAGAGCCCACCCUAAUGGCUCAUUUUCACUUAAACCAGCUGGUUAAAGGCAUCGUCUCCAAAUGCGGCCAUCUUCUGAGUCCCGGAGGCAAAGGCCUGAACACGGGAGUAUGGGGCCAGGAGCAGGAAAGGGGUUGAGGAGCAGGCAGGGGGGACGUUGGGAGGCGGCAGCGGGGGCGGGGGGUGAGGGGUGGGGCAGCAAGGAGCGGGGGCACCGCUCAGCCCGUCACAGGGAGGCUGGACCGCCCUGUUGUGUCAGGGGUACGAGAGCGGAACCGGGGCCGCGGUCCCCGUCCUGCCACCCUCCUGGGGGCCCUGGGAAACCCCCUUCUGCUCCGAGGGGCCUGGCCUAAGCUGUUUCCCACCCCGACCCCAGCUCUUAAGGGUCCAGCCUUGGCCGGCGGCCCCUGUGUGGACCGCUCAGCCUCCUGGGCGCACCAACACAGCCGUAAAGCCCCUUCCACCCCGUCGGCCGGCCACAACUCAUAACCUCCGUUACUGUUCCCAGUUUACCCGGAAACCAGGUGCUGCCCGCCGUAGAGGGCUCGGUCAGCACGCUUGCAGACUGUCGGUGGCGUUUCCAAGCUGACGGCGCUUAGACGCAUGGACUCCAGCCUUCUCCAGCGUGCUGAGCGCCUUGGCCAUGCCUUCUCGCCCUAAAGUACUCCUCAGUCGCCAUGCCGGGCUUGCUUUUGUGCACAUGCGAAAAGCAGAAGCCCGCUGCUGAGUGUGCACUGCUGGCUGCUCGUUCGGACGGGCCUCUUGGCCUGGCUGCUGCGCUGCUCCGGCAGGCCGCUCUCACCCGGCCGUGCAAUUUCUGUGGCUCUUCAGCACGGGUUCUGGAUCCUUGCCUCCCUCUCCUGCAGGCUGGGUGAAACUUUCUUUUCUGUCUAUAAAUUAAUCUCAGAACUGCGACCCUUGCAUCCCCUCCAGACUCAAAGGAUUUUCGUCAAACACGAAAGUGCGUAUAAACUCAGCUCAGAAACCGUAAAUGACGGGCCCUUCCCCA
This is a messenger RNA of Capra hircus (goat), 3657 nucleotides long. It is a transcript of the gene CACNG5, whose product is annotated as calcium voltage-gated channel auxiliary subunit gamma 5. The record is from RefSeq and is a predicted model, not a curated record. NCBI's taxonomy places the organism in Eukaryota, Metazoa, Chordata, Mammalia, Artiodactyla, Bovidae. The transcript has 5 exons. Gene Ontology annotation, cellular component: AMPA glutamate receptor complex; postsynaptic density membrane. Gene Ontology annotation, molecular function: channel regulator activity; voltage-gated calcium channel activity. Gene Ontology annotation, biological process: calcium ion transport; transmission of nerve impulse; postsynaptic neurotransmitter receptor diffusion trapping. The coding region runs from base 236 to 1063 and encodes 275 amino acids.